Dichotomopilus funicola is the source of this 1704-nucleotide messenger RNA. RefSeq lists its product as uncharacterized. NCBI's taxonomy places the organism in Eukaryota, Fungi, Ascomycota, Sordariomycetes, Sordariales, Chaetomiaceae. The transcript has 2 exons. Bases 1 to 1704 code for a protein of 567 amino acids. The record is from RefSeq and is a predicted model, not a curated record.
AUGGAAGAGUACGAGCACCCCUCUCCCCCAGACCGCCGAAGGGGGCAUGGCGCCACAGAACCCAAGAAUGAAGAGCGCCCAUCUCUCGAGGCUCUUUCGCUGAAUCCUGAACGCACCCAUCGUAACUGGUGGCCCAAGUACGGUCGGGUGCAAAAGUGCGACUGGUGCAACGGUCGGUCCAAAGGCACUCUCCACGUCUGCACCACUUGCUCCCUCCGCAUGUGCGAGGACUGCGCCCGGAAUCGGAUCUGGCACGCCAAUCGAACACACUUCAUCGAUGCCGAUACACUGGACUGGGUCAUGAAGAAGAUCCCGAGGGUUGCGAGGGCGACAGCCACCAAGGUAACAAAGAAACCACAAGCAAAGCGCCCGGCUUCACCUGAUCUCGUCUCAACUUCGGCCUCGCGUCAUGGCAAGAAGGCCCGUGUGGUAGAAGAGCCUCCCCAGGAGGAAGAGGGGGACAACAGCUUUGCUGAACCCCUCUCGGAGGUGGCUGUCCCGGCCCGCCAGAUAGCCGCUGAAACGCUCCUUGCUCUACACCAGGGAAUUAACCACCAGGACGGAAACAACUAUCAAGACCAGCACCAGAGGCAUACCCACAGCCACGAGCAGACCCACGAACGUGCCGUGUUUGGUCCAGACAGCCACAUCGACCCAGCUUUGUCGGAGUAUCAGAACCAGAACAAGAACGUUAGCGCCGAGUCUAGGUCCGACUUUCCGGCUGGGGGAUUCUCCUUCGUCACAGACCAGGACCGUGAGCACGACCGCAUCGUCAUGAGAAUCUACGAGGCAAUUUACGGACCUGGCGCGGUCCUGGAUCCCUACCGUAGGCGCACUCGUAUCCCCAAGGAGUGGAACGGCCGCCAGCAUAUCACCAAUAACCCAUAUGAUCAUGUGCCGGGCGGGUAUGAGUACAGCUCACGCCCCAGCGAGUCUUCGACCCAUCGCUCUGGCUUUUCUGGCCAGUAUCACCCUUCGGAGUAUCCGACCUUCCAAGACGCCCAUAACCUAGACCUCCGGCACGAACACACCAUUCCUGUGGCUAAGGAGUCUGAGAACAGCCGUUAUGACAGGCAGAUCCGGGACGACAUGUGUGAUGCCUGGGAACGCAACAGCUCAGUGUUUCAACUGGCUGCCACUCACGGUCAAAUUUACGCCCUGGAGGUUCUUUGGGAGGUCUUUGAGCUGCGCCGCCUGUACCUGCCCGAGGCUCUCCCCCAUCGCGAUAGCCUGGCCGUCUGCUGGUUCGUCGAUCGGCGCAACCGACUCAAACGUAACGAGAUGGAGCCAACCCGUCUUCCGCAGAUGUAUGAGCGGGAUCAGCACAACCAACGGCAAUACAACCAAGAGCAACUAUACAGCUCGCGGCCAGUCCGGCCCCGACCGGGAGCUUCCCACGGCUGGGAAGAGGAGGAAGAGUUGAUUCGGCAGCAUGAUCGCACCGCCGAAGACGUUCUCACCCGGACAUUUACCAACCACCACGACGCCGUAGGUUCUUCUCAUCGUGCCGCCCCGGCCGUUACCGGCAGUGAGCACAUGCCUCGAGGCAUGGGUCAACACGACCACAACGAAGCUAGCCACAGCCAUUAUCAUCCUCACCGGGAGUACGACGGCCCGCCGCGCGCGGCCCAUCCCAGACCCUUCCCUGAGUACGACCCCAACGCCACCACGAAAGCUGACAGGGACGGCCGGGUUGACAACUAA